Messenger RNA from Daldinia vernicosa, 918 nucleotides. Its product is annotated as polyubiquitin. Gene Ontology annotation, biological process: modification-dependent protein catabolic process; protein ubiquitination. The transcript is spliced from 2 exons. Gene Ontology annotation, cellular component: cytoplasm; nucleus. Bases 1 to 918 code for a protein of 305 amino acids. Gene Ontology annotation, molecular function: protein tag activity; ubiquitin protein ligase binding. The record is from RefSeq and is a predicted model, not a curated record. Lineage: Eukaryota; Fungi; Ascomycota; Sordariomycetes; Xylariales; Hypoxylaceae.
AUGCAGAUCUUCGUCAAGACCCUCACUGGCAAGACCAUCACCCUUGAGGUCGAGUCCUCGGACACCAUUGACAACGUCAAGUCCAAGAUUCAGGACAAGGAGGGCAUUCCUCCCGAUCAACAGCGAUUGAUUUUUGCUGGAAAGCAACUUGAGGAUGGUCGCACUCUGAGCGACUACAACAUCCAGAAGGAGAGCACUCUCCAUCUCGUCCUCCGUCUGCGUGGUGGCAUGCAGAUCUUCGUCAAGACCCUUACCGGAAAGACCAUUACCCUCGAGGUCGAGUCCUCCGACACCAUUGACAAUGUGAAGUCGAAGAUCCAGGACAAGGAGGGUAUCCCUCCUGACCAACAGCGAUUGAUUUUCGCCGGCAAGCAGCUUGAGGACGGCCGAACCCUAUCCGACUACAACAUUCAGAAGGAAUCCACUCUCCACCUUGUCCUUCGUCUCCGUGGUGGUAUGCAAAUCUUCGUGAAGACCUUAACCGGUAAGACUAUUACCCUUGAGGUUGAAUCGUCGGAUACCAUCGACAACGUCAAGUCCAAGAUUCAAGACAAGGAAGGAAUUCCUCCCGACCAACAGCGACUCAUCUUUGCGGGUAAGCAAUUGGAGGAUGGCCGAACCCUCAGCGACUACAACAUCCAGAAGGAGUCCACUCUUCACCUCGUUCUCCGACUACGUGGUGGAAUGCAGAUCUUCGUCAAGACGUUGACAGGAAAGACGAUCACUCUGGAAGUUGAAUCAUCGGACACGAUCGACAACGUCAAGAGCAAGAUCCAGGACAAGGAAGGCAUUCCCCCUGACCAACAGCGACUUAUCUUCGCUGGUAAGCAGUUGGAAGACGGUCGCACUCUGAGUGACUACAACAUUCAGAAGGAGUCUACGCUGCACUUGGUGCUCCGUCUCCGUGGUGGACAAUAG